AGGCAACCGCAAUGGAUCAGGAAGAGGGGUCGACCACCGUGGACAAUAUAGUCACUCAGUUCAACACCUAUGAAGAUUUCCUGGACUCGCAGAUCACUACACUGGACAUGUACUACCUGGAGGAUGAAGGCCUGGCCCGCCAGUUGGUGGAGCUAGGCUACCGCGGGACUGGGGAGGUGGUGAAAAGGGAAGAUUUCGAAGCAAGGAAGGCAGCGAUAGAGAUUGCAAGGUUGGCUGAAAGAACUCAGAAAAAGAUAUUAACAAGUGCUGGUAAAGACCUGCAUGAUAAUUUUCUGAAGGCUCUGGCAAUGAGAGAAGAAGACAAUCGCAGUGGAAUAGUAAGCUCCGUGAUCUUUAUUCGUGACAGAAAUUCUCAUGGGCAGGAGGUAUCAGGAUACAUUGACUAUGCCCACAGGCUAAAGAUUGAAGAUUUUGAAGUCUACUUUAGUGGAAAAAAAAGACUUCUUCCAAGACCCACAGAUAUGAGUUUUUACAACUGGGACAGUCAUGUUGCUGUUUGGAAUUCAACUCCCAACUACCAAGUGAUUGCUGAUAAUCCAGAAGGCUUACUUUUCAAAUACAAAAGAGACAGAAAAAUUCUCAACGUGGACCCUAAGGCUCAACCAGGUGACAACUCUACUAGAACCCCUAUCCAGACAGAGCUGUACAUGCAAGCUGUCAUUUUUGACCAUGUUUCCAGAAGAAAGACUUAACUACCAACAUGUUAGAUGGUUUCCUAAUGGUUUGCUAAAUUUAAAUGACUCCUAUAACCAGAAGCAAAUUAGAAUAAUAAAUGAGUCCUGUAGCUAUAAGGCAAAUCAGAAUAAUAAAAGUUGAUAAAGCAAUUAGAAAGAAAAUCAUGAUCUUGACUAUUUGUUUUGUGGUACAAAUAACUUCUUAAUCUGAUUUGAGGUUUUUCUAAAUUAUUUUUCCCCUAAACACUGAAGCUGAUUGCAAUAGUUCAUGGGAGAAAAUCUUGUUGCUACUUCAAAGAUAUAGUAAUUAGUGACUUCUUUUGUACCUCAGAUUUUCCACAUUUUUCCAAAUGUUCCAAAAAUGUUCUAGGUCCUACUAUUGCCAAAUAUAGCAGGCCAAGCCUUAUACCACAUGGCAGUGCUAUCCCCCGAAAUCACUGGAAGACAGGCAUAAGGAAAUAUAAAUACAAGGUUUUUAGUAGCACU
This is a messenger RNA of Balaenoptera musculus (blue whale), 1181 nucleotides long. It is a transcript of the gene CFAP299, whose product is annotated as cilia and flagella associated protein 299. The transcript is spliced from 6 exons. NCBI's taxonomy places the organism in Eukaryota, Metazoa, Chordata, Mammalia, Artiodactyla, Balaenopteridae. The coding region runs from base 12 to 713 and encodes 233 amino acids. The record is from RefSeq and is a predicted model, not a curated record.